AUGAAGCAUCAUGCGGUACAGACGACGCACGGCUCGGAUCCGGAUGCGGUAGGACGCUGGAUGGAGGACGUGGAUUCGUUCCUGGAACUCGAGGACCAAGGCAACGACACCGUCCGAGUACCGAUCCCUCUCGUAACUCGAGAUAUUAUCGAAAAGCUGUUACUCGCGGAGGAAGAGACGGACGGUGGCGAUGAAGACCGGGAUGCCCUGGUUUAUCAAGCGGACCAUCGGUACCACUCUUCCGGAGAGGGACAACAGCGCUGGCCACCCGUCGUCACUGCGCUUCCUGAGGCGCGCACAAGCUCAUCCUCUCGGCGUAUGCAAUCUGUAUCACCGUCUGCGUCUACCAGUAACGCAAUAGACACCCAGUUCUGUGGGAAGGCACCUUGUCGGCUCCUCCUUAUCCUCACCAUCCCCGAGCGCGAGCCAGCGAAGAUACAGCAACAGCUCGUCCAGAUCCUCGCUCUGGCCAGAAAACUGAAUCGUACGGUUGUUCUUCCGAAUGUAGGCAAAGGACGCGUCGGCACCUGUCAGCGCUGGGACUUUGACACAUACUUCGACAUAGCUUCAACUGCGCUCGGAGGUGGAGAACGCAUGAUGAUGAUGGACGACUUCCGGACAUGGGUCGAUAUGCGCCCGCUGAGUCCGACGACACAAGUUGUCGCUGUUGACGAGGGUGCCACGGAAUCCAACACCGUGGUCGAGUACGCUUCGAUGGUCCAUGAGAAGGCGGCGAAAACCAUGCGCUGCUUCAAGACAAGGUUUCGUGAGCUGGAGCUGGAAAAUACUGGGACAGCUACCAUGCACCUCUUACCUGUCUCGGAGGGGCGAUCAAAUUCCGGUGAAGCUGCCAUACUGGUCAACGCGCUCUCGGAAGGUCGUGACACUACAAACGCAAGUGAAACUACCCCUGCUUUACCUUCCGAGCUGGACUACGGUACGACCACUGCAUCCAAGCUCCCGCGCCACUCCGACUCGGAUGUACUCCUCCUCUACUGGGACGUACGCAGUGAUCUAUUCUCCACUGAGUCAACUACUGCCAUCGACUACUCUCCUAGGCUCUGGGCUCUUGCGAGCCAGGUGACGAAGGACUUGCAACCGUACCUGGCUGUACACUGGCACAUCGACAAACUCCCCGCGGCCGUCCUUCCUGCCUGCGCCGAUGCUCUAGUCGACAUGCUGGACAUCCUGCUCCAUGAUGCGUCGGUCUCACAUGACAUACGCACCGUGUACUUCUCGUCAGACCACUCUCUCAUGAAGCUCGCAUCCCACUCGGAGGACGCGCAGAAGAAAUCGUCUGAUCAACAUACCGCGGCCAUUGACAUCAUACAAGCUGCUUUCGCACCGGGCGGUGAGCUGGAACGGUGGGUGCUGGAGACGAGGGAGGGACUUUUCACAAGACUGAAUGAGACCAACGGAGGCACGGGUACCUUCGACGAAGACCAGCUACCACUUGGCGACACCGGUGUACAAGAUAUACUUGCUAGGAUCGUCAGCAUGAAGGCAGCACUGUUUGUCAGUGGCACAAAGGGCUGUGGCCGUUUGAGCUCUGCCGCCAGGCAAGUCACAGACUUCCGAGCUCGCGCGAAGGACCAUGGUGCGAUAAAGGAUGUCGUCAAUCUGUUCGGGUAG
Molecule: messenger RNA, 1632 nt
Organism: Fomitopsis serialis
Lineage: Eukaryota; Fungi; Basidiomycota; Agaricomycetes; Polyporales; Fomitopsidaceae
Exons: 2
Coding region: 1-1632 (543 amino acids)
Source: RefSeq, a predicted model, not a curated record